Molecule: messenger RNA, 1644 nt
Organism: Tetrahymena thermophila SB210
Lineage: Eukaryota; Ciliophora; Oligohymenophorea; Hymenostomatida; Tetrahymenidae
Product: polyubiquitin
Exons: 1
Biological process (GO): protein ubiquitination; modification-dependent protein catabolic process
Cellular component (GO): nucleus; cytoplasm
Molecular function (GO): ubiquitin protein ligase binding; protein tag activity
Source: RefSeq, a predicted model, not a curated record
AUGUAAAUUUUUGUAAAGACUUUAACUGGAAAAACUAUUACUCUUGACUUCGAGGUAUCAGAUACUAUCGAAGAUGUUAAAGCUAAGAUUCAAGACAAGGAAGGUAUUCCACCUGAUCAAUAAAGACUGAUAUUCGCUGGUAAACAACUCGAUGAUAGCAGAACUCUUUCUGAUUACAAUAUUUAAAAAGAAUCAACUCUUCAUUUAGUAUUGAGAUUAAGAGGUGGUAUGUAAAUUUUUGUUAAGACCUUGACAGGUAAGACUGUUACUUUAGAUUUUGAGGCUUCUGAUACUAUUGAAAACAUUAAGGCUAAGAUUCAAGACAAAGAAGGUAUUCCACCUGAUUAAUAAAGACUAAUAUUUGCUGGCAAACAACUUGAUGAUGGAAGAACUCUAUAAGACUAUAAUAUACAAAAAGAAUCAACUCUUCAUUUAGUAUUGAGAUUAAGAGGUGGUAUGCAAAUAUUUGUUAAGACUUUGACUGGUAAGACUGUUACUUUAGAUCUCGAACCAUUUGAUACUGUUGAAAAUGUUAAGGCUAAGAUUUAAGAUAAGGAAGGUAUUCCACCUGAUCAAUAAAGACUAAUUUUUGCUGGCAAGCAACUUGAUGAUGGAAGAACUGUAUAAGACUAUAAUAUACAAAAAGAAUCAACUCUUCAUUUAGUAUUGAGAUUAAGAGGUGGUAUGUAAAUUUUUGUUAAGACCUUGACAGGCAAAACUGUUACUUUAGAUUUUGAAGCUUCUGAUACUAUUGAAAACAUUAAGGCUAAGAUUCAAGACAAAGAAGGUAUUCCACCUGAUCAAUAAAGACUGAUAUUCGCUGGUAAACAACUCGAUGAUAGCAGAACUCUUUCUGAUUACAAUAUUUAAAAAGAAUCAACUCUUCAUUUAGUAUUGAGAUUAAGAGGUGGUAUGUAAAUAUUUGUUAAGACCUUGACAGGUAAAACUGUUACUUUAGAUUUUGAAGCUUCUGAUACUAUUGAAAACAUUAAGGCUAAGAUUCAAGACAAAGAAGGUAUUCCACCUGAUCAGUAAAGACUAAUUUUUGCUGGCAAGCAACUUGAUGAUGGAAGAACUGUAUAAGACUAUAAUAUACAAAAAGAAUCAACUCUCCAUUUAGUUUUGAGAUUAAGAGGAGGAAUGUAAAUAUUCGUAAAGACCUUGACUGGUAAGACUGUUACUUUAGAUCUUGAACCUUGUGAUACUGUUGAAAAUGUUAAGGCAAAGAUCCAAGACAAGGAAGGAAUUCCACCUGAUCAAUAAAGACUGAUAUUCGCUGGUAAACAACUUGAUGAUAGCAGAACUAUCUCCGACUAUAACAUUUAAAAGGAGUCAACUCUUCAUUUAGUAUUGAGAUUAAGAGGUGGUUUGUAAAUUUUCGUUAAGACCUUGACUGGUAAGACAAUUACUUUAGAUCUUGAAGCUUCUGAUACUAUUGAAAAUGUUAAAUCUAAGAUUCAAGAUAAAGAAGGAAUUCCUCCUGAUCAAUAAAGACUCAUUUUUUCAGGUAAAUGCCUUGAAGACUUUAGGACCCUUUCUGAUUACAAUAUCUAAAAAGAGUCAACUCUUCACUUAGUUUUAAGACUAAGAGGUGGUAAUAUAAGAAAUAAAUAUAUAUAAUUCUUUACAAAUAUAUAUUAGUGA